Molecule: messenger RNA, 703 nt
Organism: Trametes versicolor FP-101664 SS1
Lineage: Eukaryota; Fungi; Basidiomycota; Agaricomycetes; Polyporales; Polyporaceae
Exons: 6
Coding region: 21-620 (199 amino acids)
Biological process (GO): mitochondrial respiratory chain complex I assembly
Cellular component (GO): membrane
Source: RefSeq, a predicted model, not a curated record
CGCCACCAGCCGCCACCACCAUGUCCUUCUUGACCCGUUUAUUCCGGAAGUUACGAAAUCCUAGAGGCUUUGUGGGUAGAGAUCUAGAAGGAAACCAGUUCUUUGAGAUCCCUGGAAUCUAUGAUGAUCCACGACGAACGAAACGCGUCGUGAAAUAUGGCCAUGGACGAGACAUGUGGGCAUAUAUUGGUGGAAAGAAGAGGCUAGCGGUCCAGUGGACAGCUUGGCUCACCCAUACGCGACACCACCCUCCGACGGAGGAGGAACUUCUUGCUGACCUGGAUCGACAACGCCGAGUGCUCUUCAACGCCGCAAUAAUCGCAGCACGCGAUCAGGAAGAGGCAGCGAGGAUUACGGCGUCCCAGCAGGCGACUGUUUCCCAUUUCCAGGCAGCACCACUGAGACAAGACGCCGAACUUCCGAAGGGCGAAGCUCCUAAGGAUGAAACACCUGCGGCGGCGUCGGCAGCAGCUCCGCUCCAGCCACCUGAAGCCACCAGCGUCGAACAGAAAGCGGAACGGCAAGAGCCACCUGCGGAACAGUUUUCGCCAUGGAAAAAGCCUCUCUCGGAUGAACCUCACACCUGGCAGCCUCGCGCUUCUGUGCGGCGGGGAGGCUGAGCAAGCCGCCAGCCACCCUCAUUGUUGUUUCCACUUGCGUUCCAUUCCAGAUGUGUUUUCCGCCUCGUCGGCGGUGUUACCUG